GCGCUGCCUGGGCGAGGAGCGGUGGGAAGGCCCCUUCGGCGUAGGCCCGGCCCCUUCGGAGGGGCGGAGGGAGGCGCCUUCUCCGCAGCGGAGGCGGAGGCCGCAGAGGCAGCAGCAGAGGCAGCGAUGGCUCCUGCGGGCGGCGGGGGCUCGAGGGCGGGCAAGAUGGCGCCGUCGCACGUCCUGAAGUGCUGCCAGAAGGUGCUGGCCUGGGUCCCCGUGGCCUUCAUCGCCCUGGUCGUGGCCUGGUCCUACUACGCCUACGUGGUUGAGCUCUGCCUGUUUACUAUUACCUCAACUGGAGAAAAAGUUGUCUACCUUGUGAUUUUUCAUCUGUCGUUUGUCAUGUUUGUGUGGUCCUAUUGGAAGACUAUUUUUACAUCUCCUGCCUCUCCUUCCAGUGAGUUCUGUUUAUCAAAAACGGAUAAGGAGCAAUAUGAAAAAGAAGAGAGACCAGAAUCCCAACAGGAAAUCUUACGAAGAGCUGCUAAAGACUUGCCUGUGUAUACUACAACAACAUCAAGAGCCAUAAGAUACUGCGAUAGAUGCCAAUUAAUCAAGCCCGAUCGGUGUCAUCACUGUUCUGCCUGUGAUCUAUGUGUUCUGAAAAUGGAUCAUCAUUGUCCAUGGGUGAAUAACUGCGUGGGAUUUUCCAACUACAAAUUUUUUCUCCUGUUUUUAUUAUACUCCCUCCUAUAUUGUCUAUUUGUUGCUGCUACAGUUCUGCAAUAUUUUAUAAAGUUUUGGACACUUUGCCGCAGGAAAUCUGCUGAGAAUUGUCCAAAGAAUGAACUGUUAGACACACGUGCAAAGUUCCACGUUCUCUUCCUUUUCUUUGUGGCAGCCAUGUUCUUUAUCAGCAUACUAUCAUUGUUUAGCUACCACUGUUGGCUAGUUGGCAAAAACAGAUCAACAAUAGAAGCAUUCCGGGCACCAAUGUUUCGGAAUGGACCUGAUAAAAAUGGUUUUUCGCUUGGGUGCAGCAAAAAUCUGAAAGAAGUUUUUGGAGAUGAAAAAAAGUACUGGUUGCUACCCAUUUUUACAAGUUUAGGAGAUGGCUGCAACUUUCCAACACGUCUGGUGAUCAUGGAUCCAGAGCAACUUACUGUAUCAAGCCAAAAUGAACCUGCCAAAAGUUCUGGUCCCAGUCAGCCAUUUCCGACUCGGCCACUCAGUGAAUCCCAAAAUCGACUGCUGGCAAAUGACAACCAGUGGGCAGAAGCCAGUUCAGAAGACGAAAAUGUUAAAUCAGGUGUAAAAAAGCAUAUUGUAGUUUCACUGGAGAGCUGAUCUUGGUUUCAUUGUCCAUCCUUCUCAUUGUGGGGGAAAUGGUUUCUACAGUAUGUUUGUGCUUGGAUAUUAAUUUUGUAAGGAAGACACUGAUAUAUCAAUGGAACAGUGCCAGCAUGUUAACAGGAUAUGAAAAAAUGAAAUUCUUGAUCGUAUCCAGUGGAUGCUUAUAAGCACUUGCAGAGUGGGACAUUUAAUGCCUUAAGAUUCUUGAUGUGCAUUUUUGUAACACAGACUUAUGCCACUACAAGGGCCAAAUCCAGAAAUGCCCUGCAAGGGUGGGCAAGACUCCAAGAGUGUAAAAACCUAUGCAUUCCGGCUGCACUGUGGUGGAAGGGACUGAUUCUGCAAAGUUCAUGGGAGAUGAUGGGACCAUGGGAACGAGGUGGGGGAAAGGAGUAUAUGCCGUGCAACCAUAGAGUUCAGCCACUGAAAUUCACAGUACAGCUAGAUGUGGCCGAAACACCACCAGGUGGAUUAGCAGCAUGAUGUCUUUUUGUUUUCUACACCACUAGUAUAUGUCAACCAGCGGUACUGACAAAGUUCAGGCUGAGCAGCCAACCACAAACCCUGGCUUUUUAGUCCUCUGGUAUUGAAGUUCUCUUCCUUCCAUUUUACUCUGUUGCAAUACAUUAUCAGACAAGGAAGGUUUCCAUUUGUUUGUAUGCUUCCAAAUUAUGGCCUCACAGCAAUUUGGUAUAUUAGUAUGAUAAAUUCAUUUUCUCAACCUUUUUUUUUUUUUUAAGAAACCUUUUAAUUUCUUGAAAACAUGUUUAAUAUAAGCCAUAUCAGGAAUGUAAUUCAGUAAUGUAAUUUAGUUUCUUCCGUGUCCUUGUCAGUAUGUUUACUUAAAUAUUGCUUCUUAAGCUUUGUGGUGGUAAUCUCAGUUACCAAUCCCUUCUGAAGCUGGCUGAUUAGUCUUCUUUUAGUCUCAAGGCUAAAGGUCAUCCACUUAUUUGUCUCUCUUAUGAGAAAGGAAACACAUAAGUACUGCAUUUCAUGAGGUUGGAUUUCACAAGGAUCCUUUACCAGGAACAUUCCUUGAGUAAAGAAUGUGCCCAUAAAAGAGAAGAAGAAACUUGUUCUACGGUGUACUUUGUUUUCCAUGAGCCUACUAUCCCACCAAUGGCCUCCUUAAUUCUGGAUUGAAGUCCUGUCCUGUAGUCAUAAAUAUAUAAGCAAAUAAUGUCAGUAAUGAUGCAGACUAUGUAAGCUUCAAUUGAUCAAUUCAUGAAGAACAGCAAGUUAUUGGGUGCAUAUCUAAAUGGUAUAGUGUACACCCACAGCCCUCAAAUCAGACUGACCACUACUAUCUGACGGAAGAAAGAGACGUUAGUUAUGAGGUAUCCCCUUGGCUAUAUGAAAGUGAUGGCCCUUCAUUCUGCCUUGAUGUGUACAUUUUAGCCUCUUUCCUAAAUUGCACUUGAUCUCCUCCAGGUUCAUGGAAACUUAGUAAAAAAUAUUUUCCGGAGUUUUUUGGGGUUCUUUCUCUUGUGAUUCUUAUGAGAAAAACUGGUUCUGCUUUGUAAAUCUUAGGCAACAUGGGUGGGAGAGGGAAUAUAUGCAAAAUGACGUAUUUUCAUACGCUUUACUCUCAUGGAUCAGUUUGUAAAAUGAGCAGAAAGCUAAGAGUUUGUGCUACCUUUGUGACCAGCCCAACUCAAAGGUGUAUUUGGUGCUGUCCUGUGCAAAAGGUACGGUCAGGCUCAGGGCUGUUGGUGCUAAUGCUAACUUCUGCUCCUUUACCUUGACAAAAGGAUUUGGCCCUAUUCCCAGCACUGAACUGGCACUCACUUGAGGAUAAAAGCAGAAGAAAUCUGUAUGUGGCAUACGAGCACUUUUCAGACAGAUUCUCUAGCUCAAGAGGGAUAUGACUAGAUGAGUGUAUCUGCCCCACAAAGUAACCCCAUAAUUUUUAUCAGCUGGGAGCUUUGAAUGCUGAGGUAGGUAGGGGAAAUCACUUUGCCUUGCUCAUCCUGUUCUGAGUUCCUGUGACUUGAUCCUCGGCUUCAAAGGGCAACAAAAUGAGAUUUAAGUUUGCAAGACAGUAUACACUUAUGAUGAGAUUAGGUUUGUCAACAUAUCUACAUCAGCAAGAUUUUUACAGUAUGUCAAACAUGAAAUGAAUAGGUGACAGGGUUCUCUUUGUUAAGUGUACAUAGGAAUAAAGGUCCAUCUGCACUUACAUAAAUGUUAGGUGUUCACAUAUUUCUGCUAAUGCAUUCCUUUUCCCCCCACUAUUUUGGGGGGGGGGGGGGGUUAAAAUUACUGUGUCAAUAUUUAACAUUUUGGAUUGUUAUUCUGCAGUCCUUAGACCACUUUUUAAAAGUGACUUCAGUGAGUAGUGAAACUAUCUGUAUAAUAAGGAUCAGCACAUUCUUUGGGCCAGAUCUCCCAGAAGCUGCACCACACACCAAAACUGGAAAUCAAGAUGCCUGGUUUCCUAAAACUCAUUUUUCCCCUUGAAACUUGAAACAAGGAACAUUCCCUUUCCUAAGGAAAGGGAAGCAAUUCUUUCUUUAAUGAAAAGAUAUGGUGCAGUGAACCUGCUGGGUGCCACAGAAUCAGGCAAGCAGCUACACUUCUGCUAUAGUAGAGCAGAGAAAACCUAAAUUGUAUUAUUUAACACACAAGGCAUCCGACUAGUAUUACAUAAUUAUACCAAAGAGCAAUACGUGUAUAGUUUGUUAUACUAGAAGAUGUGUCAGUGAAUUCCAUUAGUCUUCUCAUCAAAACAUUUUUUUGGCCCGUGAGGAGUUACAUAUUUAGAAGCUUCUUAUAUGCACAUUUAUUUUUCAGACUAAUAAAUACAGUUUAAGUACAUUUCUGGCUUGUUCAGAUACUUACCAACCAUGGCUUUGUUCUAAAUCAAUCAAGACUUGCUAGCCACUUUUAAUAGGGAAGAUUUAAGUUUAGGAUGAAAAGUAGAUUUUUGAAAGGAUUUUCUAGUGAUUUUUUUUACUCUAAGAAACCACACUAGAAAGUCUAGCCAGAUCUCCAGCUUUUUAUGUUAGUGAACUGUUCUCAUAAUUGAUACCUUCUGCAAGUAAAUGAAUCAGUGAAGGCCCGUGCCUCGUUUUAUCAAAUGUCAAGCAUAAUAUUGAGUGUAGUAAAAUCAUAACUACUUGCUAUGACAGCCUUUUAUAGAGUCUUUAUAUCCAAUAUGUGUGUUCCAAACAUUACUUGAAUCUUGUCAAUGGUAGAAAGAACAUGACUAUGUUUACAAAUAAAUUACUUAAGGUGGGUUUUGGCAGAUUAUCCAGCAGAGUUAAACAAUUUAUUAUUUGAUUACGUAUUAUAUGCAUCUGGAUUUUGGUACCAAAGUACUAAUAAAUUAUAUGAAAUGGAUAUGUUGUAUAAUACUGUAGGUUUGAAAAUAUCUGAAAUGUAUAAUUCCACCAGAACACCAAGUGGUUUAAGGACUGCAGCCUUUUACCUCAAUCCUAAAUGCAUAUGCCUGGAAGAAAUCCUACCGAUAAUCACCAGAGAUUGCUUUCAAGUAAAUGAUUUAGGACUGCAGGCAGUCUAUUAUGUUUUUCCCCAAUGUAAAUUAUGUGGCCAUUUGAGUGGCAUCUUCUGCUUAUGAGUAAGGUUGUCACAUUCUGUGUGUUUGCCAGUGGGUAUAUGUCAGAUGCAUUGCACUGUAUUUAUGACAAAAGAUAUGCAAGUAUAUUACUUAAAUAUAGGUAUCUCCAUUGUACUAAGUAAGCUUGCAAGUAUUCAAAUUUAAACUGGUAUGAGGUUAUUUAGAGGAUAUAUAAUGUGAAUGAUGCAUCUGUUUAUGUUGCAGAUAGGAAUAUUCCUAUGCACAAAAACAUAUUGCCAUUAAUUGUUUAAUAUUUCAAAGUGACUUUUUAAAUGGGCUUUUAUAAGUAAAUGACGUAUAUAAAAAUACAUAUCAUUUUGCCUGAAAUUUUCAUACUUUUAACUGCACCUUGUAAUAUCUUCAUGUGUAUUUUCCACCAAUGUAAUAAUUUUAGAUCAUGAUGAGUCUUUUGUAUAUCAAAGUUCCAACUUCCAUUCAUGUCUUAAUUAUAACUCCUGUUCAAGUUUUUUAAAAAUGCAUCAUCUAAGCCCUUUGCCAAAGUGGUGAUACGUUAAUGAAUUAUGACACAAUAAACGCAAAGCAAAUGAAAUCAAUAAAUACCUUGAACAUAAA
Anolis carolinensis (green anole) is the source of this 5449-nucleotide messenger RNA. RefSeq names its product zinc finger DHHC-type palmitoyltransferase 20 (gene zdhhc20). Lineage: Eukaryota; Metazoa; Chordata; Lepidosauria; Squamata; Anolidae. Bases 127 to 1290 code for a protein of 387 amino acids. The record is from RefSeq and is a predicted model, not a curated record. Gene Ontology annotation, molecular function: palmitoyltransferase activity. The transcript is spliced from 14 exons.